Molecule: messenger RNA, 1819 nt
Organism: Elgaria multicarinata webbii
Lineage: Eukaryota; Metazoa; Chordata; Lepidosauria; Squamata; Anguidae
Gene: MSANTD4
Product: Myb/SANT DNA binding domain containing 4 with coiled-coils
Exons: 4
Coding region: 193-1230 (345 amino acids)
Source: RefSeq, a predicted model, not a curated record
GAACCGUUGGGGAGCGCGAGCCGCUGACGAGCGCGCGGCUCUGCCCAAUAGGAGCGCCGCGUGGAUGGUGAUCAAGGGAGUGUUGAAGUGUGCUUAAAGGGGACUGUGAAGAUUAUGACUGGAUCUUGCAGCAGAGGAAAAAAAAAAAAAUAAGAUACAAAAAUGAACGAAGUACAUUGAAAGUUGGAAAAAAUGAAACAACUAAAAAGAAAAAGAAAAAGCAAUUUUAGUGUUCAAGAAACUCAAACACUACUUAAAGAAAUCCGAAAAAGGAGGGAAGUGCUUUUUUCCAAACAACUAAAUACAACAAUUAAUGAGAUGAAGCGGAAGGCUUGGGAGGAAAUAGCGGAGUGUGUGAAUGCUGUAGGUGAAGGAGAGCAAAGGACAGGGACAGAAGUCAAAAGACGAUAUCUUGAUUGGAGGGCCCUUAUGAAACGAAAACGACUGAAUACCAACAUAAAGUUGGUGGGUGCUGGAUUUCACCUUCCUUCCUCUGAUUUGGAUGACUCACUCAAUGAAGAUAUUGAUGAGAAAAUGGGAUUUCCAAAUGAAUCUAGUUUUGAAUGGCAGAAUAUCACAGACUUCAGAGAAGCAGGUGGAUCAUUAACUGAAGUCAAAGUGGAAGAAGAGGAGGAGGAUCCACAGAGUUUUGAAUUUCCUAUUGAGGAAGAAGAAGAAAUUCUGUCCUCAGUGUUGCCAGAUUCCAAAAAGGAAAGUGACCUUCCUGAUUUCACCCACAUUGAAGAAUUUGGUAAUCUCAGCUCUGCUCAAGCUAGGCUGGCCUAUGAAGAUUCCCAUUUGCUGAUCAGCUUGGAGAAACAGAAGCUAGAGCUGGAGAAACAGCGACUGGAUAUUGAAGCGGAACGACUGCAAGUCGAAAAGGAACGUCUGCAAAUCGAAAAAGAGAGGUUGCGACACAUUGAUCUGGAGCAUGAGAGGCUUCAGCUGGAAAAGGAGCGAUUACAAAUUGAGCGUGAGAAACUAAGGCUUGAGGCUCAGCAUGCUGAAAAACCUGCCCUGGAGAAUGAUCCCAGCCAAUCAGAAAAACCUGUUUUGCAGCCUUUGGAUCUAGAAACGGAAAAACUGAAAAUCGAAAAGGAGCGUUUGCAGCUUGAGAAGGAGAGGCUGCAGUUCCUGAAGUUUGAAUCCGAGAAGUUGCAAAUUGAAAAAGAACGGUUGCAAGUGGAGAAAGAGCGCCUUCGAAUUCAGCGGGAAGGGCACUUGCAAUGAAUUUGGGGAAAACACAAUUAACAAUGCUGUGCUUUGCUGUUUGUACUUUUUUUUAAGGGUGACUUGAUUUCAGUAAAAGUGUUGAAUAGUCUGGUCUUCAAAGCAUUUCACCAUUCAUGAAAAUCCUGCUUUACAUUGCUUUGAUACUUACAUCUUGACAAUACUUCUUUUGGGUUUUUCGGCCACAGUUGAACAUGUGUGUGUUCAAGUUUUAAAAGAAGUUAAGAAAUGGUGCUCAGUAAGUCAGUGUGCCAGUAAAAUGGAGCUUAUGUGUGAAAUUGCAUUGCAGUAUAAGAGAAGAAGUGUUAAUGUCCUCUUGCAUUCUCUGUUGUAUAGCUUUAUGUCCACAUUAAGGAUCAAAGCUUAGCUGUAUCUUGUCGUUUUAAGAGUGUUAUUCUAAAUCUAUAGGAGCCUUCAACAUAAAUUUGCAUUUGAUCUGAUGGAAUGAGAUUAAUGCUAGGCCUUAUGCAUUACAUAGUGUUAACCCUGAAAAGUAAUGCCUUUUAAUAUGAGGUGUGUUUUUCUCAGGAGGAAUUUCAAAAGGUUAGACUUUGAGGCUCUCACUAGUUUUCCUAUUCAAUAUGUUCGU